UGAAUUGACUUGAGAGAGUUAGUGGAGGGGGCAGUGACUGAAAACAUGGGAGAUUGAGGGGAGGCAUCCGAUUCGGCCUACUCUCCAAUCUCCAUUCAGAGGGUAACAUGUCAUCGCAUGCGAGGCUUUCCAAAGCCAAAAUUUCCAUGUCCACAUAUAUUAUCCUAUAAAUGCCAUUUCCAGUUACCUCACCCUUUCUUUCCACCUUUUCUAAACCCUAGAUUGAACCAUACUCUCUCUCCGCUUUCUCGCUCCAAUUAUCGCAUAUCCGCCGCUGGAUGCCUCGCGGAGCUCCUCUCGCUGCCUCCAUCAGUGAGGAAUCUCCAUCCCCACGGUUUCGUCUCGUUUCGCCGUGGAGUAAAUGGCGAUGAGCUGCCCGAAAGAAAAGUGACUCCUCUUUAUCCUAUACAUAGCUCGAUUGGAGGGCAUGCUUACUAGUGGUAGUAUUAUGCUGGUUUUGCGGGAUGGAAGUAAUUCUUGUAGAGGAGAGCAAUUAUAGAAGGGAGCAUAUUCUUAUAUCCCAGCCUAGCCCUUCACUAAUAGAACCGAGACUCAUUGAGCAUGCUAAGACUGAUGGUGUUCAAGGGACAGAAACUUGUGACCAUUUUUCCAUUCGUGGAUAUGUUGCUGAGAUUCGUAAGACAGACCCAAAGACAUGUUGGCCAUUCUCUAUGUUUCAUGACCAAGCAUCAGAUAAACAUAUCAGCCUCCUACCUCCUCUACCUGUGACUAAAUUUAAAUGUUGGGAUUGCCAAAACUGUUGGCGUAAAGCUAAUAAUUGUGCCACAACAAGAGCAACUGAAGCUCCUUCUAAUAUUCAGGAUAUUGAAGCAAAAAAUGGCACUUAUUUUCUUAGAAACACCUUCAUAUCCUUUCAUGCUAAUGACAAAGAGUUGCUUCCUGGCUUUCAUCAACUAUGUGAAGAGAAAAUUGUAGAUGAUAGACUAAUUGAAGCAGGUAGUUCUGUUAAUGUGACUAAAGGUGAAUGUCACCCAUCAGCAAAUUGUGGCAAGAAUAUGAACAACUAUGUAAUUACAGGUGCAGAUACAGAAGGUUUGCAAGCAGCCAAAGCUAGCCAAGGUAGGUGUGAACUGAUCCAGAAUCUAUCAAGUGACAAGCCUACAUACAUCGUAACACAAGGUGAAGCAUGCCACAUGGAAGGAAGAGAAGAACAAAAUGUGAUAUCAACAGCAAACACUUUUGAGGCUUCGUAUUGUGAGGACAUGGUAAAUGCUAAAUCAAAGGAGACUGAAGUAGUCAGUGAAAGUACUGAUGUCAGGAUGGUUGCUGGUCCUUCAUUUAUUGAUGGUAUAUCAUUUGGGGAGAAAGAUGAACAAUUGGUUAGGGAAAUGGUCAAGACAAAAGAACAAUGUAAGAAAGCAGCCAGAGAAACUGAGGUGCCACUGGGAAACAAUAUUGGUAUUCCAGAAGUUGAUUAUCAAAUUGUUGUUGCAGCUCAUGUCUCUGAACUGGACUCCAAGGGGUUAGAUGAAAGUGACAAUGAAACAUCUGACAAUAAUGUGGCCAAGCCAGUGGUCGCAUCUGAUGGAAACCUGCAACAGAAAAAGGCUAGGAAGGUGCGUCUAUUAGAUGACAUCAUGAGAAGUGAGGAGUUGCGCUCAUCUGGUAAGUUUCAUAUCUCUGAUGGUAAUGAAGAGGCCAAUCAAAUCGAGGACAGAAUUGAUAGAAGGCCACAUUUAUCGAGAAUGAAAGAUCGACAUUUUGGUACUGAAAUUCAUCAUACUUUCCCAGAAACCAAAGUGAAGUCUUGGAAGAGGAAAUAUAUAGAUCUUGAAAAUGUAGAUGAUGGAUCGUCUCUAAUGCACUGGCUAGAAAAUGCGCGUGAGAAAGUAAAGACAAACAACAGAUAUAGAGAAAUCAAGCACACUGAUGCUGCAGCACAUGCAUCAGCUGAAAAUAAUGUAAUGCAUAGCCUCAAAGCCUCUGGGGCCAAAGAACACAAGCAAAAUGCUAUUGCACGUAUAACGCUUAAUGCAAUGCAUCAGGGCUACCUCUUGCCCCAACAAGAAGAUAAGACUAACAAGGGCAUUGUGAUUAUCGAUGGUAAAGCAACCAAACGAAUGAAUGCCAAAGCAAUUCAUUCCAAGUCAAAAAUAACAACAAAACCUGGGAGGAACUUGCUUCAUGGUCCAAAAACUUAUCACAGCACCAAUGAAAAGGUCACCUUGAGAAAGAAGAAAAAGAAGGAACAUCAAACUGAAAAUGAAGAAUCUUCCCAGAUAUACUUGUUAAAGGGGCAAAAAAAUGUUACAGAAGAGCAGGAAACUACACAGACAUGCGAGCGGGGAGCUUUAGAUGACAUCCCAAUGGACAUUGUUGAACUCUUGGCCAAAAAUCAACAUGAAAGACGGCUGAUGAAUGCUAAGGCUUCAACGGUGAGUACACAUAACCUAUUGGAUAGGACUGAAGUCAUGGGGGAUAAUCAUGUUUUGAAUGUCACUGAAGGCUAUGGGGACAAGGUACUGGAUGCAGUACAUAAGAACCUUUUCCAGCAAAAUUCUCUGAGGAAUAAUGCAGGAAAUAGUGUUUGGACUGCUCUGAGAAAUGACAAGAAUGCUGAUGAAAUCAUGGAAGAUGACUAUGCUACGAGCCAUGGUAGACAAAAUGAUCACAGAAAUCUAAAUCAAGAAGAGCUUAUCAGUGCCACUGCAGGGUCCCUAAUGCCUUUGAAAUGUAGAGGUCAUGCUAGACUUUGUAUGAUGGAUACAAAGAAAAAUUGCCAUUCACAAUAUCACAGCCAGAGGAAAGUGGGGUUGCAGAUGUUAGAAUCAUGUCAUAAAAAUGCCCAGGGCAAAUCGCCCGUGCUAUUAGACAGAACCACCUUAGGAAGCAAUACUCAAAAGGUCCAUGCUGGUUUGAAUCAUAUGAAUAUGUUUGGCCAUAAUACUUUACUUCAAAAAAACCCAAAGACAGUUUCACUCGAUAUUGAUUAUUCGAAAAAAGUGGACCAAGCUAAAAUUCACCUCCAAAAUAGGAAAGAGAGUGAUUCAGCAGUGACAUCUUUUGUAGAGGCAGGAAAUGCAUGUGAUUUAGAAAUGGUGAGGCCGCACGAUCUAUAUACAGAUGAAAACAUACCAGCAUUGUACUUGCUUGGGCUAAUGAAUUCAGCGAAAUGGUCAAGUGCGUUUCUUCAAGAUCUGCCACAUGCAAACCAUAAAGGAUCUCAUCAGGAGUUUUAUCUUUGUUGUACUGAUCAAUGUAAAUUGAUUGACUUACAACCCAGCGGUAAAAGUAGUCAGGCUGCAAAGCCUUCAUUGACAGUUCAACACCCUCAUCAAGUUCAGCAUCAAGAAAUUUCUUGCAAACCAUACCGUCCACUUCCAAGAGUUGGUGUUUUGGGGUCUUUGCUGCAGAAGGAAAUCACAAGCCCUUUGGACGAUUCGAGAACUCAAUCUGGUUUCAGAAUCAGAUAUUCUAACAAAAUGAAAUCUCUUGAAGCUAGUAGAAAGGAAACUUCUGAACUUUCGUGCUCCAAAAAUCGGGCUAGAGUUCCGAAUGCCCUAAGCCCUAUUUCCAGAAACAAGAAUUCUAAAUGCCCUUUUUCUGUUGUAAAUUCUAAUGUGCAUCCUGGAUGUUCUUCUGCAAGGAAUGACAAAAUUGGUGCAGAGAUGAGCAGCAAAAGAGCAGCAGUUCAGCCCCUGAGUAACUAUUGUGAAAAGGAAAUAUGCAUCAUUAACAGAAAUCCUGCCGACUUUACCAUAUUUGAUGAGGCCAAUGAAUAUAUCAUAGAGAGUGAUAAUAUGCACACGAGACAUACUACCCCCACUGAGAAACCACAGCGUAUAUUUCAUCCUGAUGGACAGAAAAUCCAUAAAGUGAGGAGAUUUACUGCUCUAAAUGGGUUAAUGAGAAGCUGAUUUCUUUUUUGGGGCAGAUCCUGAUGUCAAGCAUUCUUCUAUUCACUGGAACCCCUCAAAAGAUAUUCUGAAGUUGAGGUAAGAUUUCUGUUUCUGCAAACUUUGACCCUCCAAGUUGUAAGGUAGGUUUUGAGCUAUAGAUUGAUGUAAAUUGGGUAAGUUGAUCGAUAGGACUAUUUGCUGAUUCUGGUAUGCAUGCUUCAGGCUUGGUGCUGUAGGUGCAGAGAAGAACGCGGUCAGGAGAGCAAUAAUUUAUCAUGUUCUUUGACCUCAAAGUUUUCAGCUGUCAACGUUGUGGCUGACCUUUAUCUCUUGGUUCAUGUGCAAAAAAAUAAUAAAACUGGGUGUCAGUAGUCAAUCUCAAAGAGGAAACAAUCAACUCUUGUGAUCAUAAAUUGGGUCAAGUAGGGAUCAUGGACAUGGAUCCGUCUGUCUUCUCCUGCUGUAUCUAAUAUACUGGCUCAAAGCAUUUCAAAUGUGAUCAUGACUUUUUCAUGGGUACAUGUAUAUUCUAUGCAAUAUGUUAGUAGCCCUCUAAGUUAGAUUGUCUGUUGUAAGUGUUGGAUCCAAGUAGGAUAAACUUAUCGAUCUGAAUGAUCUGUUCUUUUUAUCAGAUAUUUCCUCACAAUAAGGGGAGGAAAUUUGAGGUGAAA
Molecule: messenger RNA, 4531 nt
Organism: Elaeis guineensis (African oil palm)
Lineage: Eukaryota; Viridiplantae; Streptophyta; Magnoliopsida; Arecales; Arecaceae
Source: RefSeq, a predicted model, not a curated record